Melanaphis sacchari is the source of this 1602-nucleotide messenger RNA. RefSeq lists its product as uncharacterized. Gene Ontology annotation, biological process: positive regulation of cell population proliferation; positive regulation of protein autophosphorylation. The transcript has 8 exons. The record is from RefSeq and is a predicted model, not a curated record. Gene Ontology annotation, cellular component: membrane. The coding region runs from base 147 to 1124 and encodes 325 amino acids. NCBI's taxonomy places the organism in Eukaryota, Metazoa, Arthropoda, Insecta, Hemiptera, Aphididae. Gene Ontology annotation, molecular function: growth factor receptor binding; growth factor activity.
CGGCCAUCCGUCGUCGCCGUCGUCGUCAUUCGCACGCCGUCACGGCGACAGAACGCCAGCGACAUCGACCGCGCCCGCACACGCUCCGCUCGCGCAACGUAACAACAAAGUAUUUAAGGAAAAAAAAAAAGUAAUACGUUACCGUCAUGUUCGCCUGCACUGCGCCCCUGUCCGCCGCCGCCGUCGUCUGUUGCACGCUGCUCGUCACCGUCGCCGCCAGACGCGGACAGAACGCGGCCCGUCCGACGACGACCGCGGAUUGGCGCGAAGACGUCGUCCACACGCCCGGCGACGGGUUGCUUCCGAGCGACACUUCGGGCGGUAGUUCUUCGUGCUGCAACGGGCCAUACACUACCGCCGCCGCCGCCGCCGCCUCCCCGUCGUCAUACAGCAACGCCGUCGGUCCCCGUGAAAUCCCUUUGAAUGUUAUAUUUGAAUUGAAUCAGGUGACAAAUGUAUCAGAACUGUUUUCUAAAUUUAUGCCAGAUGUAAAUUUAGAUGAAGUCCAAACACUAUACGCUACAACAGGUUUUCAAAGCCGAACUGCACCAAAUAUAGAAAGGAAAUCAACGUUGGUACCUAAGCCAGCCGGCUGUUCUGUUGAACUUCAAACGAUCAGUCUUAAAGAUACUGACGAUCAAAGUUUAUAUUAUUAUCCAACGUGCACUCGGGUAAAUCGUUGUGGAGGUUGUUGCGCUCACGACUUAUUGGCAUGUCAACCGACCAAAGUCGAUACCCUCAACUUUGAAGUAAUGGUCUCACAGUAUAAUGAUGUGGGGAAAUUAGAAUUCAAAGGUCGAAAAACGGUGUCGAUAGAUCAACAUUUGAAAUGCAAGUGUGGAUGCAUUGUUAAACAAGAAGAUUGUACCCCUUUACAAACGUAUUACCCCAACGAAUGUCGUUGUAUGUGUAGUAACGAAGAGGACCGCGAUAAAUGUAACGAAGAAUACAAUUUAAAGCUAUGGAAUUCAGCGACUUGCACGUGCCAAUGCCGCGAAAUAAAAGAAUGUACUUCAGGAUUUGGAUUUGACUAUAAUACAUGCGGGUGUGAAGCUUUAAGACAAAGAAUAAAAAACCCUGGUUAUGAAUUUAACAAGAACACAUAUUCAUUGGGAGGAACGUGACCUAAUUUAAAUUUUGAUGAAGUGUGUUAGAUUUUAACACGAAAAAUCUAUUAUUGAAAAAAUGAAUAUUGUAAGGGAAAUGUUGUUAUAUUAGAAUGUAACUAGUUUUAAGAAAAACAUCUAUAUUCUUAAAACAGCUUCGAUGUAUCUAGUUAGACCAUUUUAUUUGUCCUAAAAAUAUCAAUUAAAAAAUGUUCACAGAAUAAAAUGCUUGAAAAAUAAAAAAUGGUUCCUUAUAAUAAGUUUUUAUUAUAAAUAUUUUCAAAUAUUAAUGAUUUGAUUUUUAAGCACUUGAAGUUUAAACUUUGUUCGAAUUCAUCAGUCACAUAUAUUUGCAAAUAAUUUUAUAUAAUUAAAAAUGUUAACAAAAAAUAAAUUUUUAUAGAUAAGGAUUGAAAAUGUAGUAUAAGAUUUUUCAUCAUUUAUUAUAUAUUGUUAUUUAUUAUAUGCAAUCAAUAAAUCAAAAAAUAUAUUAUUA